AAUUAAGAUCCGACACUUAUUCAGAAAAAAAAAAAUUGAUUUGUGUAAAAAUCGAGCAGACAAAUCUGCAUAAUAACGCACCUUCCCUCUCUGGAGGGACCUCGGCCAAAGAGGGCGUCGCCCUGAAUCAAUCAAAAGUUAUUAUCAUAUGUAGUAAAACUUCAAUCUAGACAAAUAAGACGACCCCAGAAAUUGUUAAAAAACCUGACUAAGAAUAAAAGUCACCUUCGAAAACAAGUAUCCAGAAAUUGCUAAAAGAAAAGAUCAUAAGAGUCCAAAAGAAUGUUAAAAUUUUAUCAAAUUCGUUAUUAAAACUCACUAAUAUGUAUGUUAUGGAAAAUCAAAUUAUUAAACACGCAUGCAAAGGUAAACACAAGCAGCAUAAAGUUAAACUAAAGAGAACACCGAAAUUUUACGUGGAAAACCCCCUCAUUCGAGAGGUAAAAACCACGGGACUGACGUCCACUUGGAACUUUUCACUAUAUGCAAAAGAACUGGAUGUACAAUCAACAUGUACCUCAGAAAGAGCAUCUGCCUCAAACUAUCAACUUCAGGCACUGCAUCAUAUGGACAACUAUAAGGAUCACAGUAAAGUUUUUCUUCUACCAACAAGGGUGGCCAAACAUCUUCAACACAAACCUGCUGCCGCAAUGACUCUAAUAAUCAUCAGGGAGAACAAGGCCUUGACAUUCUCAGGUUGCAAGAUAAAAAUACCAACAACCAAAGAAGCACAAGGUAUGCUGAACUCAGCCAAUAUUUCAACAACCCAGUAAGCUGAGAAAGAAUCAUCCUUCAAAAGGUCAGAAUCCCCAAAGCCCAGUGCCAGCUUGAACUUCCACCACAUCUUCAUGUUAGUCCAAACACUUCAGCCUUCAAACAGAUUAAAAUAGUGGAAGCCCAUACAAGGGGCUCAACAACUACAAAGCACAAUAUACAAGCGAAAUACAUACGAUAUCUAUCUAACCCUCAAACAUAUAGCUAACACCUAUAAAUGUACAACUUGAAAUUUUCGUGGUCCUGACAUAUAACUGCAACAAUAUAUAUAUAUAUAUAAAGUACGUAACAUAAUUGCUUUUCAAGACCGAAUAUAUUGGGAAACUAAAAGAAGCAAUUGCAAAACAGUAAGUUCUUUAGCCUGUGUAAUCAAAAUAAGUGACAAAUUGAAAAUGGAGUAUGCACUCCAAUAAUAAUUAACUUCAAUUAUAAAUUGCGACAAAUAAUACUGCAAAAGUGAAAUUUGAAGAAUAACUAUCAAUAUUUCGCCCGCAAAAACUUCAAUGCAAACCAAUUUUUUAAUGGGUUUCUCUUAAAAUAAGAAAUCUUACCAGCUAUCCAAUUAACCAAUUGAAGUUGCAUUUAGUCAAUAAAUCUAUAAAAAAAUGGUAAGUUCCUCUACACUACUCCAAAUACCAACAAUGUUGGUCUCAAGAAUUUCAUUAUUAAUGUUAAGGUUGAAACUAAUUACGAUGGAUAAUCACGUCUAAAUAUUAAAAUUGGAAAUUAAAUGUCCGAAGGUUUGGAAAUAAAAGAAUACUACCUAAAACAAGUUUGGUUUUAUUUUAAAUAUCAGUAUAUAUUAUGACCAAAUCACAAUAUCUACAAAUGCUAAGAUAUUGGCAAUAAAUCUUAUUCAUUUGUUUAAAAAAUGAAACCAAGUUUUAAAAAAAUUAAGGUUAGAUG
Molecule: messenger RNA, 1680 nt
Organism: Rubroshorea leprosula
Lineage: Eukaryota; Viridiplantae; Streptophyta; Magnoliopsida; Malvales; Dipterocarpaceae
Source: the annotation of a GenBank genome assembly